AUGCAGCCCGUCCACACGGCAUGCCCCGAACCCCGAUGCAACUGCUGUUGCUGUCCACCUCCUCGGGGAGCUUCCUUCACCAUCGAGGCCAUCCUGGGCCUCCGACAAAUUCCCAGGGAUGCUCCCGCGCCCCGGUCUCCCGAUUCCUCGACGACGGCGGCUGCCCCCGUCAGCAACGAGCAGACGUCCCCGGAACAGAACAGUCGACGCAAGAAAGGCAAGCGGGUUCGCACCAUCUUCACCGCGGAGCAACUCGAGCGGCUCGAAGCGGAGUUCGAACGCCAACAGUACAUGGUCGGACCGGAGCGACUCUACCUGGCAGCUGCCCUACGACUGACGGAAGCUCAAGUGAAAGUGUGGUUUCAGAAUCGUCGUAUUAAGUGGAGAAAACAGCACCUCGAUCUGCAGCAUAGACUGGCUGGAAAGCUGCCGUGA
Molecule: messenger RNA, 435 nt
Organism: Ornithodoros turicata
Lineage: Eukaryota; Metazoa; Arthropoda; Arachnida; Ixodida; Argasidae
Product: homeobox protein goosecoid-2-like
Exons: 1
Coding region: 1-435 (144 amino acids)
Biological process (GO): brain development; central nervous system development; neuron differentiation
Cellular component (GO): nucleus
Molecular function (GO): DNA-binding transcription factor activity, RNA polymerase II-specific; RNA polymerase II cis-regulatory region sequence-specific DNA binding
Source: RefSeq, a predicted model, not a curated record